Phragmites australis (common reed) is the source of this 1135-nucleotide messenger RNA. RefSeq names its product transcription factor HY5-like. Gene Ontology annotation, molecular function: DNA-binding transcription factor activity, RNA polymerase II-specific. Gene Ontology annotation, biological process: regulation of photomorphogenesis; red or far-red light signaling pathway; positive regulation of transcription by RNA polymerase II. The transcript has 3 exons. The record is from RefSeq and is a predicted model, not a curated record. NCBI's taxonomy places the organism in Eukaryota, Viridiplantae, Streptophyta, Magnoliopsida, Poales, Poaceae. Gene Ontology annotation, cellular component: nucleus. The coding region runs from base 257 to 847 and encodes 196 amino acids.
CCAUUUUUCUCCUCCCUCCUGUUCUCCUCGUUCCGCACACCGACUCUUUCUCUCUCCUCUCCCUCCUCCCUCCCUCUCUCAUCUGAUCUGCAUCUGCUUUUAUCCUAUUCCUCCCCCUCUUGUUCCUUGUCCCUUCUUGUGUGCCCAAAGAUUUGAUUUUUGUUAAGGAGGCGGAGUCUGAGGAGGACUGGUAGUGGGAGGAAGGAGAUCUUGAUCUGUUCUUGGAGGAGAGAGAGAGAGGAGGAGGAAGAGGAGGAUGGCGGCGCAGGAGCAGGAGCAGGAGAAGCAGCAGGCAAAGACGAGCACCACGAGCUCGCUUCCCUCCAGCAGCGAGCGCUCCUCCAGCUCCGCUCCCAACAACCUCAGGGAAGGAGGGGUGGAGAGCGACGAGGAGAUACGGCGGGUGCCAGAGAUAGGCAGCGGCGCGUCGGCAUCGUCGGGGGCGGGUGCGGACGAGCGGACCAAGGAGGACGGCAAGCUGGGGCAGCAGGCGGCGACCGGAGGGGCUCAGGGGCAGCCACCUGCGGCGGGGAAGAAGCGCGGUCGCACCGCGGGGGACAAGGAGCAGAACCGGCUGAAGCGGCUGCUGCGAAACCGCGUGUCGGCGCAGCAGGCACGGGAGCGUAAGAAGGCGUACCUGACGGAGCUGGAGGCGAAGGCCAAGGACCUCGAGGUCCGCAAUGCCGAGCUCGAGCAGAGGGUCUCCACGCUCCAGAACGAGAACAACACGCUCCGCCAGAUACUCAAGAACACGACGGCGCACGCGAGCAAGAGAGGCGGCGGCGGCGGCGGCAGCAGCAGCAAGGGGGGAGACGGCGGCAAGAAGCACCACUUCGCCAAGAGCUGAUGCUGGUGUGUGCUAGGAGCUGAACUAUUCGUCUGAUCUGACCAUCGUUAUGCUAGGACAUUGUUUGCUUGUUGCUGUUGCAGAUGACGUUUUCUUUAUCUCCUUUUUCCCUACCCCUUUCCUACUGUGCCUUAGUUCGUCGGCUUAGCGCAGGCCUGUCUGUUGUGGUACUACUAGUAGAGUGUCUUUGUUCCCGGAAGAGGUAUUGUAGAGCUGAAUGGUAUAAGCGGGAAUAUAUUGAGUAGGAUCAUAUUUAAAAGAGUAUUUUGAUUGAUGUAUUUGUUUGGA